UGCUUCUUUUCCAGACACUUCACCAGCCUUGCCCUUCUCUGGACUCGCUCCAGCAUCUCAGUCUCUGUCUUCUCCAGGGCCCAAAACUGAGCACAGGGUUCAAGGUGCAACCUCACUACUCCUGAGAACAGAGGAGUGAUCUCUUCCCUCAUUUCGCUGGCCACACUCUUGCUGAUCCAGGCCAGGAUGCCAUUGGCUUUCUUGGUCAUGUGGGCACACACUGGUUCAUGUUCUUCCAAUGCUGACCAGCACUCCCAGGUUCUUUUCUGCCAGGCAGCUUUCUAGCCACUCUGCCCCCAGCCUGUGGUGCUGAAUGAGGUUGUUGUGACCCAGACAGAGGGGUUCAACUUGGCCUUGUUAAACCUCCUCCACCUGGCCUUGGCACAUUGAUCCAGCCUGUCCAGAUCCUUCUGCAGAGCCUUCCUGCCCUCCAGCAGAUCAGCAUUCCCACUCAACUUGGUGUUACCUGCAAACUGACAAUGUGCACUCAAUCCCCUUGUCCAGACCAUAUCUUUUCUUUAAAAAUAUUCAUAUUAAGGCUGAGGCCUGGGAACCCCACUACUGACUGGCUGCCAGUUGGAUUUAACUUUGUUCCCUACCCUGCUUGGGCUCGGCCAGCCAGCUUUUUACCCAGUGGAGAGCACACCCAUCCAAACCACGAGCAGCCAGUUUCUCCAGGAGAAUGCUGUGGGAAAUACUGUCUAAGGCUUUACUGAGGACUCUGUAUACAACAUACCAUACACAGCUUUUCCCUCAUCCUCUGUGUAGGGCACCCUGUCAUACAAGGAGAUCAGACUGGUCAAGCUGGACCUGCCUUUCAUAAACCUAUGCUGCUGGGCCUGAUCCCUCAGUUGUCCUGUAUGUGUCUUGUGAUGGCACUCCAGAUUAUGAGCCAGUUGCUGUUAAUGACACUUGACUGAGCCCAGUAGCAUCAGCCUAUCUGCGUCCUGCGCUGUGCCAGUGCUUGUUUAACUGUGUAAUUACGGAAACUGAUAGUGUGUGGCACAAGGAGCAGGAGAAGCACAGGUACCUAUAAAGGCCAGCUGGUUUCUUUGGGCUGCCAGUGGACAGAAGAGAGUUCUACUCUGAGAUGUCUUCAGAGAGAACCUAGAAUGAACCCGUGCUUCUGUGCAGAGUACACACACAUGGUUUAUCAGUCAUGAAACGAAUUCUCCUGGUUUUUAUCCUGGCUGCUGCUGUUAUGUAUGGUAUCCUGCAUGGAAAUCUGUGGAGAAAUAACCUCUACUGGAUUAGCUUUUAUGGACAGACUUCCUCUGUGAGGGCUUCUCCUUCCUAUGUGACUAGUGGAGUUACAAUCAGUUACAAUCAGCUGCCACCUACAGCUGUGGAGAGGAGGAAUGCGUUGGACACUUGUCUCCUGAAACCAGCAUUUGAAUCUUUACUGGGUGUUGACAAAAUAUACCCGUUCCUGUGCGCUAAUGAUUUUAUCAGAGUGGCAGAGUUCCAAGGGAGCAAUAAGUUUGAACUACCUUACGGAAUAAAGAGAGCAGAGCAAUUUUUUCGUUUAGCCCUUUCGAGACUGCAGAACUGUGGCCUUUCCAAUGAAGAAGACAGCAUUGCCUGUCGACGGUGUGUCGUGGUCGGUAAUGGAGGAGUACUUCGAAAUAAGACAUUAGGGGAGAAAAUUGACUCAUACGAUGUCAUAAUAAGAAUGAAUAAUGGCCCGGUGAUAGGGUACGAAGAGGAUGUCGGGAGAAGGACUACUUUCCGCCUUUCUUACCCGGAAUCCAUCUUCUCAGAUCCCAUCCACUACGACCCUAAUACCACUGUUGUUCUCAUCGUCUUCAAGCCACGGGAUUUGAAGUGGCUUUGGGAGAUACUAGGUGGUCAGAAAAUAAGUGCAAAGGGCUUUUGGAAGAAACCGGCUCUGAAUAUGAUCUACAAAUCGAGUCAAAUCAGGAUUCUUGAUCCCAGCAUCACCAGGAAAACUGCUUAUGAGUGGCUUCAUUUCCCAACAAGGUUUCCUAAGAAGGAGAAACCCAAGCAUCCAACAACUGGGCUAAUUGCCAUUACACUGGCAUUUCACGUAUGCCAUGAAGUCCACCUGGCAGGCUUCAAGUACGACUUCACUGACAGAAAUAGUUCUUUGCACUACUAUGGCAAUGAAACCAUGUCUCAGAUGAUGCAGAAUGAAUAUCACAACAUCACCGCCGAGCAGAAAUUUUUGAAGAAGCUUAUAGACAAGAACUUUGUGGUCAAUUUGACGUGAAAGCUGAAUGGAAAAUACAAAGAACAAUCACUAUUUUCAAGAUCUGAAAAAUUUUUAUUUUUUGUAUGACAUUUUUAUUUUUUAAGUGCAGCAUAACUGUUUACUGUUUAAAAAGAGCCCAGAAACCUCACCAAGGCAAAAGCUUCUGAGCCUGAGGGUAAUGGACUGUUGCAAACAGAGUUAACUGAAUUUCUGUGAAGCUAUUUAAUAGUGGGAAAACCAUGAAACUUUCAGCUGAAAGUAUCAGGGAUACAUAAAAAUGUGAUGCACAUCGCUUACUUAUCAGUGAGAACUCUUUCCAAAUUAUUCUCUGGAAUACCUUUGUUUCUGAUAUUGUCCUCCAAAAGAGUUCCACUGUCAAGAGACUGAGAUGACCAGUGUUUAAUCAGUAGAUGGAUGGUAAAGUUGUGACUGUCUUGUUGUAUGAAAACGGCUUUAAAACUAUGCAUCUAAAUCAUUACUGUGUGUUUUGGAGAACAGGGAACAUACAGACUGUACAGGUUUUGUUCUGCCAUACUCCUGAGGAGAGGAUGUCCACCUUCAGCCAAGCAGCCACAGCUUCUGCACUGACCAUCAGCUCUGAACUUCUGUCUGCCUUUUCCAAAGGCAAACUACUACUCUGCCUCCUUUGUCUGAUUUGUGGAGAUGUUGGUGUUGAUGUUGACAAUGCUUAUGUUGUAUCCAUUUUAUGGAAAAAUCAUACUCCCUGUGCUGUGCAUCCAGUAAAUUUUACAGUUGCUUGACUUAAAAAAGAAGGAAUAUGAAGACUGAAGAGUUGUCCGAACUACCUAUGUGUCAGCCCCUAGACCACAACAGAAACAUGAGCUGGGAUAGAGAUGUUCAUGCCUGAGUUCAGAGUCAAUGCUUGUUGGAGUCCUAGUUCUUCAGGACAGGAUCUCAUGUGUUAUUUUGUUUGCUCCUCAAAAAUUGAGGUGGUCUUCCCCAAACGAGGACAGUCUCCUUCCUCAGAUGCUGUAAUGCAUCAGUGCAAGCAAGGAAUACUCUCAUCUUCGGCAGUAGAUUGUGGUGGGGAAUAUCCAGGAUGUACCUCAGCUGAAUUAUCAUUCGGCAUCUGUUUACCUCUUCUGUCUUGACAUUCAAGUUUAAAGUGUGUGGCUGAACUAAAUAAUUUAGGAGUGGGAACUUACUCGAGAUUUUAAUUGAAACAUUUAAAGGGAUGUUUAUGUUUCCUCUAUUGGUUUGUCUCUGACAAGCUUGUGAAUAAAUUAAAUUUGCCUGGGAAGGCACUUGACAACUGUCAAGAACAAUAUGCUGUUCUAGUUCUCUCACAGGGCACGUAUAUAAAGUUUUUAUUUUAAUUAUAGCAGAAUUGCUGGAAGAUUUUGUGAUUAUCUUUAUCAAUCAUACCUGAAGAGAAAGUACAAAGAAGUCCACUUAAAAAAAAAAAAUCUUUGAAGUUGGUAGAAAUAUCUUUGUUGCUUUUAAAUAAAAUUAUAUAGGAGUAUGUUUAGGAGUAAUGUAAACAAUUGCAGUAUGAACACAAACCAUGGUAUUUGUUACUUAUAGAAGCUGAGGAUUGCGAGAGUACUGAACACAAUUUUUUUUUUGCUGCAGCAAUGUAGAGGAAUAACCAUUGAAGCAACCAAAGAGUCACCUUGUGGGGUGCAGUAGGUGUUUAAAAAAAAAACCAAACCAAAACCACAACCACCUUCCCAUAGUGCUCAUUUCCAUCUUUAGCUCCUUGGCUCUGCCAUUUGGGAAUUAGGGAGGGCAGUAUGAUUUGGAGAGGUGCCACAGCUGAAGGGGAGGAGGCUUGUGUUUUCACCCAAGGAUUCCUGAGCUUUGGUCUAUUUCAAGCAAGUUGGACAUACCUGAAAUAACUCCAGAUGUCAGAAAAAUCUGUGGCAUGGGGUGGGGAAGGAUGCAGGUGUGUCCCAGCAAGGGACAGGCGCUGCCAUGGUGUCUUGUCAGCUGUGUGUCCCUUGGGUGCAGCUGCAGACCUGUAUGCAGCGUGGAAGGUGGGAGUGUGGAGGAGAGGGGAGUGCGUGGGAGGUCCUGGGGGACUGGAACAGGUGAUUCGUGGUGGAAAUGAGGAAACCACAAUUUCUUUACCAACUGGCUCUUACUUUUCUGUAUUUAUUUUUUCCUGGGACUUUGAAGACGUCUUUGCUUGAAAAUCUGAAUCCAAACAGGUGGGGCUUCACGUAAGAAAAUAGUGACAGUACUGUCUUUGUCUCUGCCAGCAUUUCUUUCUCCUGGUUACUUCAGUUAAUUAAAAAGGUUUGUAUGUGAUUCUGCAGCCCCAGACCUACAGUGAUUUAAACUCCUGAUAACAGUAAUUCCACCUGAAAAAGCUGCUGUGGCAAGGCUUUUUGCAGACAUAGCAGUGUUCUCCAAGCUCUUGUUGCAGAGGAGCCACUGGUAGAUCUUAGACUGUGUUGAGAGCCGGGGCUGGCAGAAGUGGGGGGCUGCCCCUUCACCCUCACAAUCCACAGCUGCUUCCAGAGCUGGGGCCCCUGACUCUCCCAAUGGCUGCUGCCACAAUCCAGCUGCAUCCAUGUAACAUCUUGCGGUAUGCUGUCCAGGAGGACAUUUUUCCAGGGUAGCUGCUGAAUUUGCUCCAGACUCUGUGAAGAGAGUUCUUGUGAUGGUGCAGGCUGCAUCCCUGUGUUUCUCCACCCCUGUCUCCAGUUGCAGGAAGUGAGUAGGGAGCUCUGCUUUUGAAGAUGCGAUUUUCUCCACUUUAUUUCAUCUCCAGAGAUGCUUUUCCCACUAAUCUAAACUGAUUCCUUCUCCUAAUUUUUCUAGCAGGCUUUCUGCUUUUUGUGGGAGGAUGGGAUUUGGAUUCUAACUGUAGCAGAACAAACAAAAUAAUUGAAAAGAAAAAAAAAAAGCUUCAUGGCAAACAAAUGGUGUCUCACAAACUCUCUGUACUUAAAAAAAAAAAAAUCCCUUUAGUCUAUUUUAUUUUUGCCACAUCAGCUUUUUGGCCUCCCCAAAAUAUUUUUUUUAAGUGAUGUUUUUAAUUUAAUAUGCUCUCUACAAGCAUUUAUCCAUAUCAGCUGUUUCUUUUUAUUUCUUAAUAAGCCUCCCCAUUUGUAUGACUGACUUAGUUUUCAAAUUAAGCAGUAUUUCCAGGGAUAUUUUUCCCCCACUUCUGUGCUCCUGGCAGAGAUGUUGAGUCCAUCACAGUUACUGUUCCAGGUUGACUGGGAAAUGUUUUGAACGAAACCUGUUCCCUCGGGACCAAGCCAAGAGCUGAUGCUGCUGAUAAACCCUGGGGUAUUCAGUUUUGGUUUUUUGGUUUUUUUUUUUUUUUUUUUUUGAAAGCCCAGCUUGCAGGCCAGUAGUUUUUCUCCUCAAUAAUAAGCAGUGAGCCAAGUAAUGAAUUUUUCUCCCCACAAGAUGUUCUGUAGGAUCCCAUGUACACCAGCCCUGUUCCACCACCUGCUUCACGCACGUCAUUGCUGCUACUCUGCCUCGAGGACAGGUCUUGCUUUGGCACUGACUUCCUUCAGGCAAGAACACCCAUCUGUGGUGUGUUUCUCAGCACUGCUCACAGAUCAGUGUCUCUUCUGUCUGGGCACACGUUUUCACAGGUGUUUGCAGUACCAAAGACUUGGGGCUUUUAGAAUAAAACAAUAAUGCUAACACCAAAUAUUUAGAUCGUUUCUGAGAGUGCGCUGCUAUUAAGACUUUGUUUUUCCCUUUUUGCCAUUCCUGAAAAUGAAAUCUCUGCACUGAAACUUCCCCUUAAAAGCUCUCCAGGUUUUUUUUAUCACAUCGGGAGUGAAGCUGCUAGUCUUGAAUCCCAGGGUGCUGCCAGCUUUAUUUCUGUGUGUGAUAAUGGUGUAACUGUGUAGGUCCCCAGUGUCUCCCAUCAUUUUUCUAUCUGAAGUUGGAUGUUUUCCUCCUUUCUUACUUUCUCCUGUUCUCUAGCAGCCUGCUGAAUUUCUAGACAGCAUCAUCUUACAGAAAAGGUGCUUUUGCAUUUUAUCUGCCACCCAUCUCAGAAUGCCGCACUGUCAGAAAGACCCAGCUCUAAGAUCUCAAACUAUGCACAGAACAGGCAGGAUGACUGACACAUGUUGGCUGAAAGCUCUGUUUGGCUCAGACUUUCAGGAGGUUUCUUUGUUUUCUGUUAGGAAACUGUUUUUUCCUCUGCUGUAAUAAUUAAGGGAAGUCACAGACUAUUGCACUAAAUAUGAAUCUGAGAGUGCCUAAAAUAUGCUACUAAAUGACAUUUCCAGUGAUUAUAUAGAUGAUAAUAAUACAGAAUCACAACUUUGGUGUUUAAUUAGCACGUGGUACUUCUUGUUUCCAAUGCCAUACUUUCCUUUUUAACAAUGCCCUGGGAGGUAGCAUAAAUGCCUUCACUUUCAAGUGGACUCUGAUUUUUAAGAACAUACAAAGCUCAGCAUAUGUUUUUGGUAUUGGGAAAUGCUUAUUUUAUUUGCCAUUUGUCUUAAGUUUUAUGUGCCUUUAAAGUGCCACCUGUAUUUUGAAGAAUUCUUAAGAGUUGUUUCAAGUGAAAUUUUGAAUGCUACAAAUGGAAGGAGUGAAUAAACUGUUUCCUGUGAAUAAACUGUUAAA
Corvus hawaiiensis (hawaiian crow) is the source of this 6784-nucleotide messenger RNA. RefSeq names its product ST3 beta-galactoside alpha-2,3-sialyltransferase 6 (gene ST3GAL6). The transcript is spliced from 12 exons. Bases 1160 to 2230 code for a protein of 356 amino acids. Lineage: Eukaryota; Metazoa; Chordata; Aves; Passeriformes; Corvidae. Gene Ontology annotation, molecular function: beta-galactoside alpha-2,3-sialyltransferase activity. Gene Ontology annotation, biological process: glycolipid biosynthetic process. The record is from RefSeq and is a predicted model, not a curated record.